Messenger RNA from Cantharellus anzutake, 687 nucleotides. RefSeq lists its product as uncharacterized. Bases 1 to 687 code for a protein of 228 amino acids. NCBI's taxonomy places the organism in Eukaryota, Fungi, Basidiomycota, Agaricomycetes, Cantharellales, Hydnaceae. The record is from RefSeq and is a predicted model, not a curated record. The transcript has 3 exons.
AUGGCGAUGGGACAACUUCUGAAUGGGUUUAAAUUCCUGGUCGACCUCAAGUGGAUCGACCAGCAGGUUGGGGCAGCUGGGGUUAUCGAUGAUGCCCCAGGCGAUGUUUGCGACCUUCAUGCUCGUUACUUUGAGCUGAAAUUCGAGGGCAGAAGGAAUCCUUCCGCAGAUGACUUCGACAAGAGGUAUGGGUACAUCCAAAGGACUCCCAAAAUUCUCAAUGAGGCAGGGAUGAAGUACAUCCUGCUGUCGUUGUGGAGGCAUCAUCCCUCCAACGAGGCAAGGGCUCGUAGGGCAGCCAAUACGACCACCUUCAAAUUCUCGAAACUGCAUGUGGGUGACUACCCCGUACCUCCUCCCCCUCCAUCACGGUCAGGGCACUUCGUGCCUGAACCAGCUCCACCUGUGCCUCCACAAAAGACACGGGUUUCUCUCUCUCAAUUAAUGGAUGCCGUGCAUCCUCCCACCCCACCGCCUAUCCCCGAUGAGGACGAGGAUAUGAAGAGUGAUGGUGAGGCGACUACAGGGUCAGUUGACGAGGCUGCCCCUCUUCCUGAACAUUGUUUCCCUGCUGCGAUCCGGUCUGAGACCGAGGCCACUGUUGCUGGUCCUUCGGACCUUUCUAGUGCUGCUGUUUCGGCUACCGCUGGCCCUUCCUCCAAGAAAGGUAAAGCAAAGAAGGUUUAA